AUGUCUUUAAACAUGUCUAGAAAUGGUUUCAAUAGUCGUAUUCCAUCUUCUUUUGGUGAUAUGAAGUCAUUGAGAAUUUUAGACAUAUCCAACAAUAACUUGUCUGGUGGAAUACCUGAACACUUGGCAAUGGGUUGUUUCUCACUAGAAAUACUUUGGCUAUCAAACAAAUAUUUGAAAGGUGAUAUCUUCUCCAACAAUGUGAACUUGACAAAAUUGUUAUGGCUACAAUUGGAUGGAAAUCAUUUUAGUGGAAAGAUCUCAGAAAGCUUGUUAAAGUGCUCCUCUUUAGAAGUAUUGUUUCUUAAUGAUAACCAUCUAUCAGGCAAGAUCCCAAGAUGGUUUGGAAAUUUAUCAUAUUUAGUUGACAUAGUGAUGCCUAAUAAUCAAUUUGAAGGUCCACUUCCGAAAGAACUUUGUCAAUUAAAUUUUCUUCAAAUUUUGGACCUUACAGAGAAUAAUAUCUCUGGAAGUUUACCAUCUUGUUUUGACACUUCAAGUAUCAAACAACUUCACUUAUCAAGAAAUAGAUUACAAGGACAACUAAAAGAUACUUUCUACAUUAAUAGUUCUUCCUUAGUGGUCUUAGAUCUUAGUUAUAACCUCUUAGAAGGGGAAAUUCCAAGUUGGAUUGGGAGACUUUCUUCUUUAAGUUACUUGGUCUUAAGUAGCAACAAUCUUAAAGGUGAAUUACCUACUCAGUUAUGUGAUUUGGGACAGCUACGCUUGAUAGAUCUUUCCAAAAACAAUUUUCAUGGUAAAAUUCCUUCUUGCUUAUAUUUUACUGCCCUCCAAGAAGGAAAUGGGAAUGAUGAAAUUUUAACUUCUGGGUUUGAGGAUGGAGGUAUCAAUGGUAGUGCAAAAUGGCUACGAAGGGAAAGCAAAGAAUCUAUACAAAUCACAACAAAAAAUCAAUCAUGGCCUUAUAAAGGAAGAAUUCUCAAAUUAAUGUCAGGAAUUGAUCUUUCAUGCAAUAAAUUGUCCGAUGGAAUUCCCCCUACAAUAGGAAAUCUUACCAAGAUUGUUUUUCUUAAUCUGUCUAAAAAUAAUUUGACAGGAUCAAUCCCAAUGUCAUUGUCAAAUCUCAAACAUAUUGAGAGCUUGGAUCUUUCCUAUAACCAUCUGAAUGGAAGAAUUCCUGCUGAACUAAUGGACAUAGGUUUUCUGUCUUUUUUCAGUGUGGCAUAUAAUAAUUUAUCUGGAAAUAUACCAUCUAAUCCUACAUUUGAAUACUUCUAUGAUGGAAAUCCUUUUCUUUGUGGAUUUCCAUUGAACAGAAGUUGCAACUUGGCAGAAUCACCGUCACUGGCACCACCAUCAUUAGCACCAAAAGCUUCAUCAGGUAGUGCAGUUCCUACGAUGUUGAAAUGGAUGGGGAUUUCAUUUGGUGUAGUUGAUGCAUUUAUUAUCAUACUCGUCGUGGCUAUUAUUUUCUUUAUUAGAUGGAGAAGACUUCGACUAGAAGCCAAGUUUCUAUUUGAUUUAAUGAGUGAAGCAAAGGAGCUUGAGAUUGAUGGAAAGAAAGACUCCAAUUUGAAAGUAUAUAGAGUAUCAUGCAUUAUGCUUGCUACAAAUAACUUUUCAUCUCAAAAUAAACUUGGAGAGGGUGGUUUUGGACCUGUUUACAAGGGUAUGUUGCCUGAUGGACAAGAGAUAGCAGUAAAGAGGCUGUCUGGAAGAUCCAAACAAGGACUACUGGAAUUCAAAAAUGAGCUACUAGUAGUGGCUAAAUUACAACACACCAAUGUGGUGCGGCUCUUGGGUUUCUGCAUUCAAGGGGAAGAGAAAAUUUUGGUCUACGAAUACAUGCCUAAUAAAAGCUUGGACGCACAUAUUUUUGAUGAAUCUAAAAGGAAGUUGUUUGAUUGGAGCAAAUGUUUCAACAUCAUCGGUGAAAUAGCUCAUGGGCUGCUUUAUUUGCACAAAUACUCAAGACUCAAAAUAAUUCAUAGAGAUUUGAAAGCAAGCAAUAUAUUACUUGACACAAAUAUGAAUCCUAAGAUUUCCGACUUUGGUAUGGCAAAGAUUUUCACUACCACUGGAUCUAUUGCAAAUACGAAUAGAAUUGCUGGUACACGCGGUUAUAUGGCUCCAGAGUAUGCUAUAGGUGGCCUUUUCUCAGAGAAAUCUGAUGUAUUCAGUUUCGGUGUUCUAGCUUUAGAGAUUAUAAGUGGUUGCAGGAGCAACAACAAUAUUUUUUAUAAUGAUCAGCCACUCAACCUCGUUGGAUAUGCAUGGCAAUUGUGGAAGGAAGAUGUACCCAUGGAACUAAUGAAUCCAACACUACGUGUUUCAUACUGUCAAGAUCAAGUUCUGAAAUGCAUUAACUUGGCCUUGCUUUGUGUUGAACACAAUCCAAUUGACAGACCUACAAUGCCGGUUGUUAUUUCUAUGUUAACGAGCGAAGGAGUGAAGUUGCCGAUGCCAAAACAGCCUGCAUUUUCCAUUGAACGGAGCAUUGAUGUGGGCAAUCCGAGUGGAAUAAACCGGGCAGACAACUUUUACUUUAUUCCUGGUUUGAAAAGUAACUUGCUUAGUGUUGGUUAUCUUAUGAAGAAAGGGUGUGAUUUGCAUAUGCAUGAUAAUGUUUGUACUAUAUCAAAAGGAAAUCAAGUUAUUGCAAAAAUUGGUGUGGCCUCUAAUAACUUAUUUCCUCUCCAACUUGAGACCACAAAUUUAUCUUGUUUUACUGUUGUUGACCAAAAUGUUGCCAAGAUGUGGAAUGAAAGGUUUGGGCUCUUGAAUUAUGGAAGUUUCAAGUUGUUAUCGAAAAAGGAGAUGGUUAGACGGAUGCCUAGAAUUGAUCAAGUUGAAGAGACUGAUGAAGCUUGUCAACUUGGAAAGCAACUCAAAAGAUCCAUUCCCUCAACAAUCAUGCUUGAGAGCAAAAAGGCCAUUGGAACUUGUCCAUUCUGA
This is a messenger RNA of Mangifera indica (mango), 2916 nucleotides long. Its product is annotated as protein NSP-INTERACTING KINASE 3-like. The record is from RefSeq and is a predicted model, not a curated record. Gene Ontology annotation, molecular function: protein binding; protein kinase activity; ATP binding. Lineage: Eukaryota; Viridiplantae; Streptophyta; Magnoliopsida; Sapindales; Anacardiaceae. Gene Ontology annotation, biological process: protein phosphorylation. The transcript has 8 exons. Bases 1 to 2916 code for a protein of 971 amino acids.